Molecule: messenger RNA, 1554 nt
Organism: Torulaspora delbrueckii
Lineage: Eukaryota; Fungi; Ascomycota; Saccharomycetes; Saccharomycetales; Saccharomycetaceae
Exons: 1
Coding region: 1-1554 (517 amino acids)
Cellular component (GO): ubiquitin ligase complex; cytoplasm
Molecular function (GO): protein binding
Source: RefSeq, a predicted model, not a curated record
AUGGAAAAAAGGUUCAACGAACUUUGUUAUGCGUGUAGAAUUGGAGAUACUGAUAACGUUGAUCGUUUAGCUUCUACCGGUGUCAAUCUGAACUCGGUAGAUGAAUUUGACAACUCGCCACUGUUUCUUGCGAGCUUAUGUGGUCAUGAAGAAGUGGUUAAAUUGCUCCUCAAGAGAGGUGCAGUUUGCGAUAGAGAUCGUUAUGAGGGUGCUCGUUGUGUAUACGGCGCUUUAACGGACUCCAUACGGGACAUUCUUCUGAAAUACGACAUAUCAAAGGCAGUUGACGUUAACCAGCCAUUCGUUAUGCACAUUUCGUCGCUAAUGAAGAAUCAAUUACCUGCGACACAUGAUAUAUGCCUAGGAACUACCCUCGGGAACCAAGAGCGUCUGAACCUUCAUAGAUUCAUUUUAAGUGCUAGAAGCCCAAGUUUAAAGGAAAACUUUCAUUCGGUAUGGAAGGAAAAGCAUGAGAUUGAUAUAACGCAAAAUGUAUCCAUUAGAGUAACCGAGACGCUAGCCAAAUUCAUCUAUCUGGUACCUGUAUUGCACGAAAUUGAUCCUAAGGACUUCGACUGUCUGACGAGCAUGGCCCGUGAUUGGCAAAUGUCAGAGCUUGAAGACUUUCUCCAUAGAGUGAGGCAUGUAGUAGAUCCUUCCGACAAAUCUACAAUGAUGGCUGAAUAUCAGUUCAAAUUCACUGAAGAUGCUCGAUUGCAGUUUAAAUCUUUAGUAGAUGAUGAAAUACUCAAAAAUAUCCAGGACGUGGAUGCGGAAACUUCUUUGGAGGCUUCGAGCGUCGUUGAACGAUUUGCAACAUGUUCUGCAUUCCCGGACCUUAUAGUUGUUGUCGAGGAUUCUGAUAAUUCUAAGCGGCUCUUCCCAUGCCAUCUGGCGAUCUUGAGUCGCUGUAUUUAUUUCAAGUUAAUGUUUACUCUCCCAUUUUCUGAGCAAGCCACUUACAAUCUAAAGAGAGAAGGUCGAAGUGCACACUCGAGAGUUAUUCCGUCAGUUUUCUUUCCUUCUUGUGAAUUUGAAGUGGCCGAAAUAAUACUGCGGUACCUGUAUUACGACAGCUCGGAUAUACCAUGGCAGUUUGCAAUUGACGUACUGAUGACGGCCGACCUUCUUCUCGAAGACAGACUGAAAUCAAUGGCUGCGGUCGUGAUCACACAGUCCAAAGAGAUUUUAGAGAACUACUCGAUUUUCGACAUAUUAUAUGUCGCCUGGAAAACCAGAAUGGAGAGAUUGGAGCAUUAUGCAGCGAAGGUUGUAGCACUUGAUAUGAAGUACUAUGCCAAACACCCCGAACUCAAGCAGGCGAUAACACUCAGCUCACGGCGAAUAUCUGCCAGAGAGGAAACCGAUUCAAUCGAAUUUGUUGAUGACAUUAGAUACUAUUUACUUGAGAAGUAUUCCUUUGAACCCGAUGAUAUUGACUUUUUGAGUAAAGAAGACGAUACAGACCUACUUGAAGCGUCAGGAAUAACAGAAUAUAAAGAAGAUGUUGCGGUUAUUGAAAAUGUCCUCGACGAGUUGGCGCUUCAGGCAUAA